CACCAGACCCUCGAUGACCUGGACCAGCGGGUGAAGGAAGCCGGUUUGGAGAUCACCUUCCGCCAGAGCUUCUUCUCUGACCCCGCCGCGCCUGUGCGCAACCUCAAGCGCCAGGACGCCCGUAUCAUCGUGGGGCUCUUCUACGAGACAGAAGCGCGUAAGGUCUUCUGCGAGGUCUACAAGGAGAAGCUGUACGGCAAGAAGUACGUCUGGUUCCUCAUCGGCUGGUACGCUGACAACUGGUUCCGUAUCAAGGAUCCAGCCAUCAACUGCACCGAGGCGGAGAUGGCCGAGGCCGUGGAAGGACACGUCACCACCGAGAUCGUCAUGCUCAACCCUGAGAACACCCGUAGCAUCUCCAACAUGACGUCCCAGGAGUUCAUUGAGAAGCUGCAGAAGAGGCUGGGCAAGAACCCCGAAGAGACAGGUGGCUUUCAGGAGGCACCACUGGCCUACGAUGCCAUCUGGGCACUGGCUCUGGCCCUCAACAAGACCUCAGCGGAGCUGGUCAAGAAGGGGUUGCGCCUGGAGGACUUCAACUACAACAACAAGAACAUCACCGAUGAGAUCUACCGGGCCCUCAACUCCUCUGCCUUCGAGGGCGUCUCGGGACACGUUGUCUUUGACGCCAGCGGCUCCCGCAUGGCCUGGACGCUCAUUGAGCAGCUGCAAGGAGGUGUCUACAAGAAGAUCGGCUACUACGACAGCACCAAGGACAACCUGUCCUGGUACAACAACGACAAGUGGAUUGGAGGUGCCCCUCCAGCCGACUACACCAAGGUCAUCACCACCUUCCGAUUCCUGUCCCAGAAGCUCUUCAUCUCCGUCUCAGUGCUGGCCUCAUUGGGCAUCCUCCUGGCCAUCAUCUGCCUGGCCUUCAACAUCUACAACGGGCAUGUCCGGUACAUCCAGAACUCACAGCCGUACCUGAACAACAUGACGGCUGUGGGCUGCACGCUGGCGCUUGCUGCCGUAUUCCCCCUGGGACUUGACGGGUACCACAUCGGGCCAGGGCUUUUCCCUUUCGUCUGUCAGGCUCGGCUGUGGCUCCUCGGGCUGGGGUUCAGCCUGGCGUACGGCAGCAUGUUCACCAAGAUCUGGUGGGUCCACACCGUCUUCACCAAGAAGGAGGAGAAGAAGGAGAAGAGGAAGACCCUGGAGCCUUGGAAGCUGUAUGCCACUGUGGGGUUGCUUGUGGGGCUGGAUGUGGUCACGCUGAUCAUCUGGCAAAUCGUAGACCCCCUGCACCGCACCAUUGAG
Pelecanus crispus (Dalmatian pelican) is the source of this 1260-nucleotide messenger RNA. The record is from RefSeq and is a predicted model, not a curated record. NCBI's taxonomy places the organism in Eukaryota, Metazoa, Chordata, Aves, Pelecaniformes, Pelecanidae.